AUGCAUUCCUCUUUGGGAAUGGGACCACAAAAUGCAGAAACAGUAGCAGGAACCCCAAUCCCUGUGCUUACGGUUCAGUUGGCAGCGAAGCAGCACUCACAAGAUGAGUGCAAGAUCCUGGUUGCCAGGGUAGUUUCUCAGUCAUCUGGCAGCUCUAAGGACAGAAAAACAGGACUUAUGGGAAUCCAGCAACUUUUAGGAAGCUCUAAGGAAAGAUACUACUGGGGUGUGAAUAACUUUGUACAGUACAAAUUCUGCCACCUGCCCUCCAAAGAAAGGCAAACAAUCAAUGAGUUGGCAAAGAUGUUCCUAAACCGCAUCAACUAUUGGCAUCUGGAGGCGCCGUCUCAGCGCCAACUGCGCUCUCCCAAUAAUGACAUUUCUGGAUACAAAGAAAACUACACAAGAUGGCUGUGUUACUGCAAUGUGCCGCAGUUCUGUGACAGUCUACCUCGGUACGAGACCACCAAGGUGUUCGGGAGAACGUUGCUUCGCUCAGUUUUCACCAUUAUGAGGCGACAACUCCUGGAACAAGCAAGACAGGAAAAGGACAAACUGCCUCUGGAGAAAUGAGCCCUAAUCCUCACACAUUUCCCAAAGUUUCUGUCCAUGUUGGAAGAAGAAGUUUAUAGUCAAAACUCUCCCAUUUGGGAUCAGGAUUUUCUCUCAGUCUCUUCUAGAACCAGUCAGCUAGGAAUCCAAACAGUUAUUAAUCCACCUCCUGUGGCUGGGACAGUGUCAUACAAUUCAAACUCAUCUUCCCUGGAGCAGCCAAAUGGAGGUAGCACGAGUCCUGCCUGCAAGUCAUCUGGGCUUGAAGCAAACCAAGGAGAGAAGAGGAAAAUGAAUGACUCUCACAUUCUAGAAGAGGCCAAAAGACCCCGGGUUAUGGGGGAUAUUCCAGUGGAGUUGAUUCAUGAGGUCAUGUCCACCAUCACAGACCCUGCAACCAUGCUCGGGCCAGAGACCAAUUUUCUGUCGGCACACUCAGCCAGGGACGAGGCAGCGAGGCUGGAAGAGUGCAGGGGUGUCAUUGAAUUCCAUGUGGUUGGCAAUUCCCUGAACCAGAAACCAAACAAGAAGAUUCUGAUGUGGCUGGUUGGUCUACAGAACGUCUUCUCCCAUCAGCUGCCCUGAAUGCCAAAAGAGUAUAUCACACGUCUUGUCUUUGACCCGAAACACAAAACCCUUGCUUUAAUUAAAGAUGGCCGUGUUAUUGGUGGUAUCUGUUUCUGUAUGUUCCCAUUCCAGGGAUUCACAGAGAUUGUUUUCUGUGCUGUAACUUCAAAUGAGCAACUGAAAGGCUAUGGAACACACCUGAUGAAUCAUCUGAAAGAAUAUCACAUAAAACACGACAUCCUCAACUUCCUCACAUACGCUGACGAUUAUGCAAUUGGAUACUUCAAGAAACAGGGUUUCUCCAAAGAAAUUAAAAUACCCAAAACCAAAUAUGUUGGCUACAUCAAGGAUUAUGAAGGAGCCACCUUAAUGGGAUGUGAGCUGAAUCCUCGGAUUCCGUACACAGAGUUCUCUGUCAUCAUUAAAAAACAGAAGGAGAUAAUUAAAAAGCUGAUAGAAAGAAAACAGGCCAAGAUCCGAAAAGUCUACCCUGGACUUUCAUGUAUUAAAGAUGGAGUUCGACAGAUUCCUAUAGAAAGCAUUCCUGGAAUUAGAGAGACAGGCUGGAAACCAAGUGGAAAAGAAAAAAGUAAAGAACCCAAAGACCCUGACCAGCUUUACAGCAUGCUCAAGGGCAUCCUCCAGCAGGUGAAGAGCCAUCAAAGUGCUUGGCCCUUCAUGGAACCUGUGAAGAGAACAGAAGCUCCGGGAUAUUAUGAAGUUAUACGUCGGCUUGAGAUUUUUGGUGUAAAUGAAUUCAUUCCCCAUUCAGGAUAUCUGAAAACCAUGAGUGAACGCCUCAAGAAUCGGUACUACGUGUCUAAGAAAUUAUUCAUGGCAGACUUACAGAGAGUUUUUACCAAUUGCAAAGAGUACAACCCCCCUGAGAGUGAAUACUACAAAUGUGCCAAUAUCCUGGAGAAAUUCUUCUUCAGUAAAAUUAAGGAGGCUGGAUUAAUUGACAAGUGA
Dipodomys spectabilis (banner-tailed kangaroo rat) is the source of this 2088-nucleotide messenger RNA. Its product is annotated as histone acetyltransferase KAT2B-like. Gene Ontology annotation, biological process: chromatin remodeling; positive regulation of transcription by RNA polymerase II. The transcript has 19 exons. Gene Ontology annotation, molecular function: histone H3 acetyltransferase activity; protein binding. Gene Ontology annotation, cellular component: histone acetyltransferase complex; nucleus. The record is from RefSeq and is a predicted model, not a curated record. NCBI's taxonomy places the organism in Eukaryota, Metazoa, Chordata, Mammalia, Rodentia, Heteromyidae.